AUGUGCCACACCAGCUGUUCCUCAGCCUGCCAGUCGGCCUGCCCCGGGACCCUGGGCUGCGCCCCAUCCACCUCCUGUGGGGGCGCCUGCUACCGCCCAGUGUCCUGCACGACUCCGCUGUGCCGGCCCGUGUGCAGUGCGGCCAGUUCCUGCCAGUCGCCCUUGUGCCUCCCUGUGAGCUGCCAGCCCGUGUGUGUGACCCCUUCCUGUCAGCCCUCCUGUUGUGUGCCUGUGAGCUGCAAGCCCACCGUGUGCGUGGCCCCCUCCUGCCAGUCCUCCCUCUGCUGCCAGCCCUCCCGCCCCACCCUCAUCUGCAGACCUGUCUCCUGUAGCACUCCUGCCUGCUGCUAG
Molecule: messenger RNA, 351 nt
Organism: Elephantulus edwardii (Cape elephant shrew)
Lineage: Eukaryota; Metazoa; Chordata; Mammalia; Macroscelidea; Macroscelididae
Product: keratin-associated protein 12-1-like
Exons: 3
Coding region: 1-351 (116 amino acids)
Source: RefSeq, a predicted model, not a curated record